Enterobius vermicularis (human pinworm) is the source of this 612-nucleotide messenger RNA. The record is from the annotation of a GenBank genome assembly. Lineage: Eukaryota; Metazoa; Nematoda; Chromadorea; Rhabditida; Oxyuridae.
AUGUUCUAUAAUGAGAGCUUUAGUUGUUUUGAAAAGUUGAGAUUGACUAAAUCAGAACGUUUAUUUGCUGGAAUUCUGUAUACAACUUUGACAACAAUUUCAUUGUUGUUAAACUGUUUGGUAAUCUGUGUUAUUUUGGAAGAACGAAAAACAACACUUAAGCUUGUCGUUUAUAAAAUGGUCAUUUCGCUAUGUGCAUCAUCGAUAGUUUACGUUUGCUGCAAUUACAUUGUAAUGCUGCCAUGUACGUUUCGUGAAUGCAUCAACUAUUCGGAUACAUUAAUGGUGACUGUAUCGGCAUUUAAUACUGUUGGCUACUAUACAUCAUCUUGGACUUCUCUGUAUAUUGCUUUUGAGCGUAUAACACUGUUUAUUAUACAAUUUUUGGUUAUAUGCAUUUCUCAGUGGUUUAGCAGUUUUUUUUUCUAUAUGGUGCCAUAUGGUUCAUUGGCUCUUAAUAUUACGAGUAUUGGAAACACAGCAGCAAAUCCAAUUAUUUUGUUAAUCUUUAACAAUACAAUGCAUAAAGGUCUUCGGUCACUGUUAAGACUAAGAAAAAAUCCCAAAAUUGUUUCUGUCUUUCCACACAGUCUCUUCUGUUUAUUACUCUAA